Molecule: messenger RNA, 1304 nt
Organism: Myotis lucifugus (little brown bat)
Lineage: Eukaryota; Metazoa; Chordata; Mammalia; Chiroptera; Vespertilionidae
Gene: SEPTIN12
Product: septin 12
Exons: 9
Coding region: 118-1179 (353 amino acids)
Biological process (GO): cytoskeleton-dependent cytokinesis
Cellular component (GO): septin ring; cell division site; microtubule cytoskeleton
Molecular function (GO): GTP binding; GTPase activity; molecular adaptor activity
Source: RefSeq, a predicted model, not a curated record
AAGCAGAACUAACGAGUCAGGGUUCAAAAUGAGAACUCAGAUGUUCCUCCUUGGAGCCCCAGCAACCUCUUCUCCCCACCUCACCCAGAUACCAGGUAUCGUUGUGCCCUUGGCCCCAUGGACCCCCUAAGGCGAUCCCUCUCCCCCUGCUCAUCAAGGCCCACCUCCUGCGAGAUGCUUGGUUAUGUGGGCAUCGAGGCCGUGCUGGACCAACUGAAGAUCAAGGCCAUGAAGAUGGGUUUUGAGUUCAACAUCAUGGUGGUGGGGCAGAGUGGGCUGGGCAAGUCCACGAUGGUGAACACACUGUUCAAGUCCAAAAUAUGGAAGUCCACCCCAUCCGGCCUGGUGCUGGGGCCCACGCCCCAGACGCUGCAGCUGCACUCGAUGACCCAUGUCAUCGAGGAGAAAGGCGUGAGGCUCAAGCUGACCGUGACCGACACGCCUGGCUUUGGGGAUCAAAUCAACAAUGACAAGUGCUGGGACCCCAUCCUGGGCUACAUCAAUGGACAGUAUGAGCAGUACCUGCAGGAGGAGAUCCUCAUCACCCGCCAGCGCCACAUCCCCGACACCCGGGUGCACUGCUGUGUGUACUUCGUGCCGCCCACUGGGCACUGCCUGAGGCCCCUGGACAUUGAGUUUCUGCGGCGGCUGUGCCGGACUGUGAACGUGGUGCCCGUGAUCGCUCGGGCGGACAGCCUGACCAUAGAGGAGCGAGAGAACUUCAGGCGCACGAUCCAGCACAACCUGAGGACCCACAGCAUCGAUGUGUACCCACAGCAGUGCUUCGAUGAGGACGUCAAUGACAAGAUCCUCAACUGCAAGAUCCGGGACCGGAUCCCCUUUGCUGUGGUCGGGGCUGACCGAGAGCACAUGGUGAACGGGAGGUGUGUGUUGGGCCGGAAGACAAAGUGGGGCAUCAUUGAAGUGGAGAACAUGGAGCACUGUGAGUUUCCCCUCCUGAGAGACCUGCUCAUCCGUUCCCACCUCCAGGACCUGAAGGACAUCACCCACAAUGUCUACUACGAGAACUACCGUGUCUGCAGACUCAACGAAAGCCACAUGCUGCCCCAGGGGCCCGGCUGGGUGAACCUGGACCCGACCCCUGCCAGUCCCUCGGCCAUCCCUGGGCCCUCAAAGAUGUGCCGAUGGGCCCAGGACAAUCCCUCCGAGGAGUACUGAACACAGCACACCCCGGGCCACUUGGGCUUCCCAAGUGCUCAGCAGCCCCCCACACACCUGUGUACUAGGACAUAUAUUAAAGGUGAACAUUGCUUUUUAUGACAAGCUGUGCUUUGAAAACAAAA